AUGGCACCAUCUACGACGACCUCUUACCCCUCGAACUGGUCUCGCUCUAUUUGUUCGAGCUCAGAUCAAUCACCUGAAGUAGCUUUGGGCCCGGAGCAAUUGUCGCUCUAUUUUCUCGCCGUCGUCCAGGGCUUGCAAAUCGAUCUUCUGCCUCUCGUUUCUCAAAGAGCCCUAGACCUUGUGGGAGUUGGGGCAACUGCGAGCAUACGUCAACUUCUCGUCAACAUCGACGCCAGCGUGGCGUUCAAAACGAUGACGUGGAACCUUGAAAAUGAGGUCGAGAAUUUUCAUCGUCUAAUUUCCGAGGUCUUGGUCCUAGGCCAUCGUUCCUUUCACAGCCAUCCAAACAUUAUACAUCUAGAAGGCAUAUGUUGGGAGCCAGGACAAGAUGGGGAUGUGUACCCUGCGUUGGUAUUUGAGAAGACUCGCUACGGAGAUCUCUGGGACUUCAUGUUUAUUGGUCAGACUCUUCAGGAACUACACGAUGGACGGGUCAUUCAUGGUGAUCUAAAACCGCAGAACGUGUUGAUUUUUCAGACUGAAAGUGGCGACUUUGUGCCAAAGAUUACCGACUUUGGCUUUGCAAAACCGUGUACAACUGAAUCGGAUCUCUUCUUCCAGUUGCCCCACUCAGGGCCGUGGACGGCUCCUGAGCAUCAUCGCCGCCGAUUCAGCUCCUCGCAAGCGCUUAGUAUGGAAGUAUACUCGUUUGGAGUGCUCUGUCUCUGGAUGCUACUGUAUAAUACAAAGUGCAACAAGGACGUAAAGUUCUAUAAUGAUAUGGAAAGUCUCGAGGACCGGUCUGUGAAUGAACACGCUUAUCAUCUCCUCAAUUCAUCACCUGAAAUUGACCAAGAGUCUCUGCAUCUGCUGCAAAUAAUCUUCGAUUCCUGUCUCCCAAAAGAUCCAAGCAACAGGGCAAAGAGCUUGGCACCCGCUGUCACCUCAUUAAGCCCCGAACGCGUCUCGAGGACAGAUCGUGUUGAAUUGGAAGCUGCAAAACCCCCUUUUUCCAGACUCUCCUUAAGUCAGCUGACACAGCUUGAUUAUCGGGUUCGAGUCCGCAUUUUCCAACUCCUUGGGGCGCAAGUGAGUUCUGUUGUCGAAGAAGAUUACUCUGCUGUCGAACUAGAGGCUUGCUACCAGCUUGCCUGGUGCUAUAAACUAGGCUUUGGAACAGAGAGAAAUGACAAUGCCUUCGGGUCUUGGCUCCGAAAAAGUAGGAGAAGUGAGGAAUCGUUCGACCAAGAGCUCAAAGAUUUGAAAGAAAUUGGUGCAACGCCGCUCGCGAAUGUGUCAAUAUACAGCUCGCAUACCAAAUUCUCCACCUGGCUAGAAGAGGGGUGUGCCUUGGCUAUCAAUAGCGCGCAAUACUAUCGCGAAGUAGGCCGCAUCGAAGAAGCUGAAACUAUACUGACUAGAGAACAUACUGACUGGCAAGAGACACUUGGUCUACAUCAUCCAAUGGUUUUCGAUCGUGCCAGUAUGUUAGCCACGCUCAUGAUGGAGCUUGGUCGAGACAAAGAGAGUGUCACUUUGGCGGAGCAGACAUUUGAUGAGGCUUCUGAAAAUACUCACGCGGAGUUCACGCGUCCAACCUUGGCUCUGAUUACUCUUGCUCGAGCAUACGUUCGCUAUGGACAGCUUGAACAAGCUAAGCCCCUUCAAAAACGUAUCGUCCAGGCAAAUGAGAUUUUCUACGGAGAGACGCACCUUAACACCUUACAAAGCAAGCAGAUUCUAGCUGUCAUUCAUUUGAUGCAAAACAAAUUGAGUAAGUCAGCAGCUAUGAAUGAGAGUCUCUUGCCACACUACUCGCACACUCUUGGUGAAGACCACGGUGUCACGAUCAACACAUUGUUGUACUUAUCACGGACAUAUGUCUUCCAGAACCGAUUUUUAAAGGCUGAAGAGAUCACCAAGCUCUUGAUAGAGCGAGCCAAGAGGGCUUUGGGUGAUAGGCAUGAGAUAACACUUAUGGCUCGUAUUCAGCUCUCUCUCAUCCUUUGGUCAAAGCGAGAAUGGUUCAAAUUACUUGGCCCGCGCGCGGAUGGUACACUCCAGUAUGACAUCAUUGACAUGGCCCAGGAGCUCUUGGGUGAGAAUCACCCCUUCACGCUGGAGGUCAUGUGGAACACAGCCCGAAAUCUCUUCUUCAAGAGACAAGUGGAGGAUGCAAUAGUCAUGACAUCGACUAUUGUCAAGCGCGCGAAGGAAAGGACUGGUAGCGACGCUUGGGAGACCAAGUUCUAUCAAAGCAAGAUGGAUUACAUACUUUAUUGGCAUAAAUGGGAGUCGAUUGGAGUCCGACUGAUGACUUUCAAUUUUGGUCGUUUCGUCAUCACCAGCCAACAUCGCCCUCCUCCUGAGUUGCGACGACUCUUUGGCAUCCUCUAUACACGAGUGCCACUACCUGAAUCAGAACAAGCUGGCAUGAUGUAUGAUCGCGAGCGCAAUAUCGAUAAAUCGCAGCAAUCAGUACCGUCAGGUAGCAAAGGUUGGAGAUACUGGCUACCAGUAACGAGACUGCCCUGA
This is a messenger RNA of Bacidia gigantensis, 2535 nucleotides long. RefSeq lists its product as uncharacterized. Gene Ontology annotation, molecular function: protein kinase activity; protein binding; ATP binding. Gene Ontology annotation, biological process: protein phosphorylation. NCBI's taxonomy places the organism in Eukaryota, Fungi, Ascomycota, Lecanoromycetes, Lecanorales, Ramalinaceae. Bases 1 to 2535 code for a protein of 844 amino acids. The transcript has 5 exons. The record is from RefSeq and is a predicted model, not a curated record.